Molecule: messenger RNA, 576 nt
Organism: Hyaloperonospora brassicae
Lineage: Eukaryota; Oomycota; Peronosporomycetes; Peronosporales; Peronosporaceae
Source: the annotation of a GenBank genome assembly
AUGACGGAGGAAGUGGACUACGAGAGCGACACGGCGAUGGCCGUCGAGGAGGAGGAGGAAGAGCAGCAGCAGCAGCAGCAGCAGCAGAAAGUCGCACAAGAGGACCGCACAGCGCUUGCGCAGCGUCGGGACACGAAGCGCGUGGUCAAAGGCCGUGGCUCGGGGUCUGCGGCCAUGGACGUCAGUCGCUACCCGGCGAAGAGCGGAGUCUUUGAGACGUUGCGCGCGCCGGCCAAAGGAUCACGGGACCAUUCGAAUGCGCUGCGAUCGGUCGAAGGGUAUCUUUUGUUUGUCACGGGCGUCCACGAAGAGGCCCAAGAAGACGACGUGACGGACGUGUUUGCCGAGCACGCGCAGGUGAAAGACAUCCACUUGAACCUCGACCGACGGUCGGGCUUUGUCAAGGGCUACGCGCUCGUCGAGUUUGCGCACUUUGACGACGCGAAAGCUGCGAUCGAGCGCCUUGACGGGCAUGACAUACUGGGCAGUGUCAUCCACGUGGACUGGGCGUUCCAGAAACAGGACGACAAGACGGAUGGACGACAACGACGACGAGGACGUGGACGUGCGAAGUGA